This is a messenger RNA of Morchella importuna, 399 nucleotides long. RefSeq lists its product as uncharacterized. Gene Ontology annotation, cellular component: ribosome. The record is from RefSeq and is a predicted model, not a curated record. Bases 1 to 399 code for a protein of 132 amino acids. Gene Ontology annotation, molecular function: structural constituent of ribosome; RNA binding. The transcript is spliced from 4 exons. NCBI's taxonomy places the organism in Eukaryota, Fungi, Ascomycota, Pezizomycetes, Pezizales, Morchellaceae. Gene Ontology annotation, biological process: cytoplasmic translation.
AUGGCCCCAGUCACCAAGUCCACCGCCGGAAAGGCCACCAAGAAGGGAGGAAAGCCUGAAAAGGUUACCCAGAAGUUUGUCAUCAAUGCGUCCCAGCCCGCAUCUGACAAGAUCUUCGACGUUUCCGCUUUCGAGAAGUUCCUUCAUGACAAGAUCAAGGUCGACGGCCGUGUCGGUAACCUCGGCGAAACUAUCCAAAUCUCCCAGGAGGGCGAUGGAAAGAUUGUUGUCAUUUCCCACAUUCCUUUCUCUGGACGCUACUUGAAGUACCUUACCAAGAAGUUCCUCAAGAAGAACCUCCUCCGUGACUGGCUCCGUGUCGUUUCCACCAGCAAGGGUGUUUACGAACUUCGCUUCUUCAACGUCGUCAACGAUGGCGAUGAGGAGGAUGACGAGUAA